Molecule: messenger RNA, 2624 nt
Organism: Xenopus tropicalis (tropical clawed frog)
Lineage: Eukaryota; Metazoa; Chordata; Amphibia; Anura; Pipidae
Gene: ythdf2
Product: YTH N6-methyladenosine RNA binding protein F2
Exons: 6
Coding region: 230-1783 (517 amino acids)
Biological process (GO): mRNA destabilization
Cellular component (GO): cytosol; nucleus; cytoplasmic stress granule
Molecular function (GO): N6-methyladenosine-containing RNA reader activity; mRNA binding; RNA binding
Source: RefSeq, a predicted model, not a curated record
CGCUUAUAUUUCUAGCUCUGUAUUUUUCCUUUGCCUAUUCGUAUGCGCACACUGCAUUCCCGGUGUGCCGUCUUCUUUCCGCGCUUGUUCCUUCCCACCUUUUUGUUUCCUCGUUUCCUUUACUGACACUUUUUCAUCUGCCUCAUGUAAACCUGAGACUUCCCGUCAAUCUCAUUCCCUUCGUCUGCAUUUCUGACAUGAUGUCUUCUCUUCUCACUGUCCUGUAUUUAUGGCCAUUUCAUUUACAUCCCAUCUAAACUCAAGGGGGCAUCAUAGAAUGCAUUUUUCUAAUGGUUCACAGAUUGGAAGGCCAGGCCUCAUCUGCAAGAGACCUAAAGGACAAGGAAAUAAAGUGCAAAAUGGAUCGCUUCACCAAAAGGAUGGCUUAAAUGAUGAUGAAUUUGAGCCAUAUUUGCAUACACAAGAGCGGCAGAACAAUGCAUACACAGCACUGUCAGACUCAUACUUGCCAAGUUAUUACAGCCCAUCUAUCAGUUUCUCAUACUCCCUGGGAGAGGGGGCCUGGUCUACUGGGGGUGACCCUCCACCUACUAUGCCAUACCUAACUUCCUAUGGCCAGCUGAGCAACGGAGAACCACAUUUUUUGCCAGAUGCUGUGUUUGGACCUCUGGGGAGUGCCCCAUUCCUUGGACAGCCUGGGUUUAACUUUUUUCCAAGUGGUGUAGACUUCUCAGCUUGGGGCAGUGGAGGCAAUUCACCAGGAGCCUCUGCUCCUAGUUCUGGAUAUGGGGGAAGCUAUGCAUAUGCCCCCAGCACUUUAGGGGGAGCUGUGUUAGAGGGGCAAGCAAGCUUUGGUGGGGGAAAGGCAGUGGGAAGCCUAGAACAGGGAAUGGGGGCUCUGAAACUGAGUGGAGAAGGGGGUGGUCUAAAGGCUGCUAUAGGUAGUCUGCCACCUGCAUCUGUGGCACCACCCAAACAGGCAUCUUGGGCGGACAUUGCAAGCAAACCUGCUAAGCAAACCCUUGCUAAAAUUCUUCCUCCCCCUCCACCCUCCAAACACAAUAUGGAGAUUGGAACUUGGGAUAACAAAGUAUCCACAGUCAGCGUUUGCCAGGCAUCAUCUCCACCGAUCCUUCAGCAGUCUAUCCCCAAUGCUGCAAUAGCUCCUCAUGCUCCUACACGUUGGUCAGCUCAUCGUAACAGAAGCUCGGAGCAGACUCAGCCUCCACCCUUAACUGCUGAGCCUCACCCUGUCCUGGAGAAAUUGCGUUCCGUCAACAACUACAAUCCCAAGGACUUUGACUUCAGCCUUAAACUUGGUCGGGUGUUCAUUGUAAAGAGCUAUUCAGAGGAUGACAUUCACCGCUCCAUCAAGUACAAUGUUUGGUGUUCUACAGAGCAUGGUAACAAGCGCCUGGAUGCAGCUUAUCGCUCUCUUAAUGGCAAAGGUCCACUUUACCUGCUUUUUAGUGUUAAUGGUAGUGGCCACUUCUGUGGAGUUGCAGAAAUGCGCUCAGCAGUAGACUAUAAUACUUGUGCGGGAGUUUGGUCACAGGACAAAUGGAAGGGCCGCUUUGAUGUGCGCUGGCUUUUUGUCAAGGAUGUACCUAAUGGACAGUUACGUCACAUUCGUCUAGAGAACAAUGACAACAAGCCAGUCACCAACUCUCGGGACACACAAGAGGUCCCAUUGGAAAAAGCGCGACAGGUGCUUCGAAUCAUUGCCAGCUACAAGCACACAACCUCCAUCUUUGAUGAUUUCUCUCAUUAUGAGAAGAGGCAAGAGGAAGAGGAUAGUGUCAAAAAGGUGAUCAAGAAUUAGUGGAAAAGAAACAGAACCAACCACCAAAUUAUGUCCCCUUUAACAGAUGUUCAGCGGUGACAAGAUGGACUUUGGCAAAUAGGACCUGCAGUUACCUUAUUGAAGGACAAUGGGAGAGGGUAACAGUCCCCUUACUUGAGCAAUUAAAUUCAAAUUAAAUCAAAUCCAGAACUCACAACAAGGAUUGAAUACUGGAAUUCAAUUAAAUUUGGGUUUUAACCCAGAUUACAAAUCAGAUUAAAAUAUAGUAUGCUCAUUCCUAGCAUCUGGAGAUGUAUUUUCCUUUAUAUCCUAAGGCCCUCUUUUUCCUUUAUUUCUUUUUAGUUUGUGGCAAAAGCCUUCUUUAUUUUUUCAGUGCUCCACAUGUAUGUGUGCGUGUUUAUACACAUAUACAGAUAAAGCUUACAUUAUAAAAGCUGCAACAUAGGGCCACACCUGUUCCUCUAAAAAAAUGUUUUGUGUGCCAGAUGCAUCAACAAAAUCUGCUGUCUCUGCAUAUCUAAAUUUAUAUGUAAGUAUUUUCAUUUUGUUAUUCCCACAGACUUGACUGGGCAAAUUCAACUAGAGAAAGUUUAAUUUAAUCUGGGAACUUUUGUUUUGGAUGGUAUACAGUUUAAAAAAAAAAUGUUUGGAAAAAAGAAAGAACCUUAUUUAAAAUAGGUUUAUUCCAUUAACUUUAAGUCAGACGAAGGUGUUAUUGCCAGUUUUGGCAUCUGCAGGGUUGGUAACCCAACUGUUCAAUGUGAACUUUAGAAAGGAUAUGUCCACCUAAAGUCAUUUUGUACCCCUUUUCUCUUUAUAAGAAGCCAUUUCUCUGAAAUAAAACAUCAUGUUGAAAGCA